Rhea pennata is the source of this 2206-nucleotide messenger RNA. Its product is annotated as torsin-1A-like. Gene Ontology annotation, cellular component: endoplasmic reticulum lumen; endoplasmic reticulum; nuclear envelope. Gene Ontology annotation, molecular function: ATP hydrolysis activity; ATP binding; kinesin binding. Gene Ontology annotation, biological process: nuclear membrane organization; protein localization to nucleus. Bases 10 to 1035 code for a protein of 341 amino acids. The transcript has 5 exons. The record is from RefSeq and is a predicted model, not a curated record. Lineage: Eukaryota; Metazoa; Chordata; Aves; Rheiformes; Rheidae.
GGCGGGGCCAUGAAGCUGCGGCGGGGCGCGCUGCCGGCGGCGCUGGUGCUGCUGCCGCUGCUGGGAGCCGCGCGCGCCGUGGAGCCCAUCAGCCUGGGGCUCGCCAUCGCCGGCGCCGCCGCCUCGGCCUUCACCGGCUUCAUCUCCUACCCGCGCCUCUACUGCUACUUCAGGGAGUGCUGCCUGCAGCGCCACGACGCGCGCGCCGUCGCCGACCUUCAAGAGAGCUUAGACAGGAAGCUGUUCGGACAGCAUCUAGUGAACAAGGUGGUUGUAAAGGCUGUGAAGGGCUUCUUGAACAACACAAAUCCCAAAAAGCCUCUUGCUCUGUCCUUGCAUGGAUGGACUGGAACAGGCAAAAACUUCGUCAGUAAGAUAAUUGCUGAAAGCAUUUAUAAAAGAGGCCUGAAGAGUAAAUAUGUCCAUCAGUUUGUGGCUACGUUACAUUUUCCUCAUGCUGACAGCAUCAGUCUGUACAAGGACCAGUUGCAGUCAUGGAUUCGUGGAAAUGUGAGUGUCUGUCCCAGAUCACUCUUCAUAUUUGAUGAAAUGGAUAAAAUGCAUGCAGGACUCAUUGACUCCAUCAAACCAUUUUUGGACUACUAUGAGCUUCUUAAUGGAGUGUCUUACCGGAAAGCCAUCUUCAUAUUCCUCAGCAAUGCAGGAGCUGAAAAAAUAACAGAGGUGGCACUAGAUUUCUGGAGAAAAGGAAAGACAAGAGAAGAUAUACAGCUCAUAGAUAUACAAAACACACUAUCUGUUUCUGUCUUCAAUAACAAGAAUAGUGGGUUUUGGCACAGCACCUUGAUUGAUAGAAAUCUCAUUGACUACUUUGUACCCUUCCUGCCUCUGGAAUACAAACAUGUGAAAAUGUGUGUCAGGGUUGAAAUUGAAUCACGUGGCUAUGCUGUGGAUGAAGACAUUUUAACCAGAAUAGCUGAUGAGAUGACCUACUUCCCCAGAGAAGAGAGAAUUUAUUCAGAUAAAGGAUGUAAAACUGUGUAUGCCAAACUGGAUUAUUACUAUGACUUCUAAUACUUUAUUGCUGCAAUCUGCAAAUAAGGAAAUUAACUUAAUCACAAAGUGGAGAAACCGGGACAUUUCAUUUUUAAGCACUUUUUUUUUUUUUAAAGGAACAUUAUUUUUAACUGGUGUGUAAAUAAGUGGCAGUGCAUCUGCAUUUUUAUUCUGUCAGUAGUCACGGCUCCCAAGUACUCUGAUCUUGUGCUGUCAAGGUAAGAAAAAACUGUUUCAUGAAGGUGAGAGCUCUUUGUCUAUCAGUGCCCAAGACUUACCUCAAAUUACGUGUUGAUUAACUGUUUAGCAGUCCAUUGGCACAUAUAAUAAGACUGAGAUUAUGACCCCAUUUUAACUGUUUUUUGGCUUGAUGUGAGUGAUCUCUAGACAAUAUUGAGAAUCUUAAUCAGAGUCACUAUGUCUAUGAAAGGCUUCACUGGGCUUGUAUGGGAAUAUUCUUAUAACCACAUGAAGAGUAGAGUGUAUGUAUUUUCUCCUUGAACAGCUUUUCUCUGGUAAAGAUGGGGGGAAUUGUGCCAUUAAAAAGGCCAUGGUCUUCUGUCUAGCGUUAUGAAGUACCAUGGUCUUUCUCAAAACUGUGGUAUAUAUUGGCCUCCUUUGUGUAAACCAAGUUAAGAAUAUGAACUUCUCUUUGUGAAAAGCAUUCAAAAGGGAGAACUUUAAUAACAUCAAGUAGAAAGAGGAAGCAAGUCAAAGUCCUUGACUGCCACUUUGAGUUGGUUUCUAUUUCGGUUAUUUUCUUGUGGGUGAAAUUGUCCUCAGUGUGCUCCCCUAGGAAUGAUUUUUUUGGGUUGGAAGGAAAAAGUGUGCUGACUGCUGAUUUGCUUUCGUGAAAUGGGUGUAACUUGAUGAGAGACAUGCAUGUGUGGUAAAUCUCACACCAAGGAAUUGGAAAAGAGGUUUUUCCUCUUCAUCUAACUGUAAAACUAAAAGGUUAGCUUGCAGGGUUUUCCCUUAAUCCUGUUCUUGCAGUGCUAGGUGCCUUCAAGACAGGCAUGAAGACAGGUCCCAAGGCCUUUGUGGGGGGGGAGGGGGGGAAAGAGGGAAGGUGAAAUGUGUCAACUGAAAUUACUGCAAACAGUUUGUCAGACUUGUUUCUUAAUGUGAGCACUGCUGAGGCUUUUUUUUCAUUCCAGUUUCUAUUCAAAAUAAAUGUUUCUCACUGCUA